AACUGGAAAAGCGACCCGACGCUUCCUGUUGUUUUUUCUGCCGGUUUCGUCAGAAGGGAUACGCUGAGCUGAUUGGUUCCUCGUUUGCGCCGGGAACUGAGCGAUGGAGUUGCAGGCGGAGCUGACUGGCCGCGAUGGUUUGAAACGAGCAUGGCGGGUUCGAUGUGACCCUCAGGGGGAACUGCGGGGCCUGCUCGCGGGCUUGUCUCAGCUGCGGGAGGAAGUCACCGCCCUGCUCGGCCCUCUGGUGCAGCAGGAGAGCGUCGCUGCCCCUGGAGUCCGAGGUGAGGACGGAGGUGAUGAUGGAGAUGCAGAUGAAGAGGAGGAGGAACAGGAAGAGGAGGAGGAGGAAGGAAAGCAUAUCAACACAAAAGCAUAUUCAGAUGGACCACCAUUAAAACGGACAAAAACACACUCCUGAUGGAAACUGUAAAACUUUUUUUUUUUACAAUAUUAAAAUUCCAACACUAUGAAACUUUCUCCUUUAAAAAAAUUUAAAGGCUGUUUUGAUGACCAGAAAAAACAAUGGUUUAAAAUUGUUAAAUAAAGUGCAAUUUCUUAUUUGUCAUUUGAAAUUAUUCAACAAGAAAAUGGCAUGUAUGAGCGAGGAAAAGAGGAGUAAAGUUGAAAGCACCCUGUGUGCUUGGGAAAGAAGGCAGCACUGGAAAUACUGGAGCAGCUGCUGCCAGGCAAAAACAGCCCCCUCCACACACACCCCCGGCAAGGGUAGACUCAGCUAAUUCCCCCCAUCAAGAGUUUUACAGCCCAGCCUCUACCAGAAAACCUCAGGGAGAAGCACUCAGUGCCUCCCCAGCUUGCUGAGGAAGAGGCAAACUGACCAGCACAUCACCCACAGGCAUCCACACCAACAUCCAGAGCGUUGGCCACACCUAGCUAUUUAACUGGCAUUACAUCUACAGCUGGUGAAUUUAGCCACACCCUGGCUUUUUCAAGGUCCAUAGGAAGCCAGGUUAGCACACCUCACCCACCCACACUUUCAGGCUAGAAAAGGGAAAGCCAAACCAGAGGGUGUGGGUGUGAGCCAGAGAAGAGGAGGAGAUGGCAAGCAGAUGGAGGGAGGGGGAAAACAUACUGAGACUUGCAAGAUUGUUAUCAGCCCUUCUAGAUAGACCAGGCUAAGAAACCAAAGUUUUGCACACUAAUGCUACUUUUAUUAUAAGGUUACAGUAACAGAAUUUUAAAACCCUGAAUGUACUUCCCCUCUCUCCCUUUAUCUUCAUGAGAACUAGAGAGGGUUUCUUCUGAGCAGCUUACUCAGGUUACGGUUCCAGCCAGGACUCAGAUUUCUUUUAUUUGACUGUUGUCUUGGUUGUGGCGAGGUUUUCCCUUCUGCCCAUUA
Python bivittatus (Burmese python) is the source of this 1360-nucleotide messenger RNA. RefSeq names its product GON7 subunit of KEOPS complex (gene GON7). NCBI's taxonomy places the organism in Eukaryota, Metazoa, Chordata, Lepidosauria, Squamata, Pythonidae. Gene Ontology annotation, cellular component: EKC/KEOPS complex. The record is from RefSeq and is a predicted model, not a curated record.